GCUUUCUCUCGGACCUAUUGCCUCCACCUCGCUUCCUUUUUUGCUCUUCCGACUACUCUGUAGAGACGCAAAGGCGCCGCCUUUGUAGAAUCUCCGAUAGCCUCCCGAAGUCACCUGCCAUGGCCGAAAGCGCCACGGAGGAACCCCCAUCUCUGGCCGAGCAAUGGUCACUUCAAGACAUAGAGAAGACAGAUCAGACUGAAGCUUCUGUUAAACAAACUAAUGGGGAUGAGAAUCCAGCUGAUGUCAGUUCUGAAGAAGUAACUGCAGAGAAGAAUGGUGAAAGUUUUGCUUCAGAUGCUGUCACAGAGAAAAGUGAUCAAACUCCUUCUGCAGAGGAAACCAGUGCUGUUGAAGAGAUGAAUGGUGAAGCUCCUGAAGAACAAGAGACAGAAGUACCACAAGUUGAAGAGAAACCAGAAAUAAAGAUUGAGACAGCCCCUGCUGAUUUCCGUUUCCCAACAACAAAUCAAACAAGGCAUUGCUUUACUCGCUACAUUGAAUAUCACAGGUGCAUAGCUGCAAAGGGAGAAGAUGCUUCUGAGUGUAAUAAAUUUGCAAAGUACUAUCGCUCAUUGUGCCCAGGGGAAUGGGUAGAACGAUGGAACGAGCAACGAGAAAAUGGGACCUUUCCUGGUCCUUUAUAAAUGGGCGUUAUUUUCCAGAUUUACAGAAAAGUAAGCUUAUCUGGAUUGAGAGAUGAAGAGGCUUUUAUUUCUGCAAAUGUUACUGAAUAAUAUAUUUGGCUUGUUCCAAGUCGAGUUUCUAACUGAUUGAUAAACUGUCUUUCCUCACAAAGGCAGUGUCAUUCUUUACCAUGAGGUCAAACUUUUUAUGUUUCAGGAUUGUGCAUGUUAUAACAGCAUUUUCUUCAAAAUCAAAUAAUUGUUAUCCACUACUUUUGGUUUGGGAAAA
Musa acuminata subsp. malaccensis (wild Malaysian banana) is the source of this 915-nucleotide messenger RNA. RefSeq names its product cytochrome c oxidase subunit 6b-1. NCBI's taxonomy places the organism in Eukaryota, Viridiplantae, Streptophyta, Magnoliopsida, Zingiberales, Musaceae. The record is from RefSeq and is a predicted model, not a curated record. Gene Ontology annotation, cellular component: respiratory chain complex IV; mitochondrion.